Messenger RNA from Xenopus laevis (African clawed frog), 2642 nucleotides. RefSeq names its product interferon regulatory factor 10 L homeolog (gene irf10.L). Gene Ontology annotation, molecular function: DNA-binding transcription factor activity; RNA polymerase II cis-regulatory region sequence-specific DNA binding; DNA-binding transcription factor activity, RNA polymerase II-specific. The record is from RefSeq and is a predicted model, not a curated record. Gene Ontology annotation, cellular component: nucleus. Gene Ontology annotation, biological process: regulation of DNA-templated transcription; positive regulation of transcription by RNA polymerase II; immune system process. The transcript is spliced from 9 exons. Lineage: Eukaryota; Metazoa; Chordata; Amphibia; Anura; Pipidae. Bases 475 to 1842 code for a protein of 455 amino acids.
UCCAUUAGUCCCUACUCCAGUGAGCUUAUAAUAUAUGGUUCCUACAUCAGAUGGCAUUGCAUGUAUACUGUAUGUAUUGCUGGCGUGUUUCUAAUGUUACACACUUAUUUGUCCUGUAACUCCGCCUGCGAAGUUUACACUUCUGCAUGUGAUUGGUUUUGGGAGGAAUACAUAAAACAGAGUAAGAAUGACAGAAAAUGUUGUCUACAAAAGGUCUGGUUUAAUAUUAUAACUAGGCAUAUUUGGAACAUAAAGGCUCGAACAGCCCCCAUUGGCCCAAUAAAUAGUGACUGACUGAAGUCCAGGGCUGGUUUCCAAGAGUGGGGGCAGGUUGGACGCCCUGCGGCCGCUGUUCUACCAACCGACUCCUCAUGAACCAGAAACUGAAAGCAGAAAAUUCUCAGUUUCACUUUCUCUUUAUCCAAACGAGGAGCCUCUGGAAUCGUUCGAAAGCCACAGAAACCAGAAACAGAGAUGGCGGAAUCUCGUGUUCAGCCAAUGAGACUGAAGGAGUGGCUUUUGCAUCAGAUAGACAGUGGGCGUUACCCUGGAUUGAGGUGGGAAAACCCAGAGAAGACAAUGUUCCGCAUCCCAUGGAAACAUGCGGCCAAGCAGGAUUAUAAGCAACAGGCAGAUGCAGCUUUGUUUAAGGCCUGGGCAAUGUAUAAGGGCAAGUUUCGGGAAGGGUCGGGAAGGGCUGAUCCUUCUGUCUGGAAAACACGACUUAGGUGCGCCUUGAACAAGAGCCCGGAUUUCCAGGAGGUGAUGGAAAACAGUCAGUUGGACCUCUCUGAACCCUACAAACUUUAUAGGAUUGUGAUCCCAACCCAGGAGAGGAAUGAGGAAGAGGAUCAGGAGGCAUCUAGGAGCCCCACUAAAGAUCUACCUCUAAAGGAAACUCAGAAACCUAUAGUGGGGGAUUGUAAGAGCUCCAUGAAGGAGGAGACUCAGGCUUCAAUGAAGGAGUUGUCUCAGCACCCAUCCCAAGAGGACACAGAGAAGCCUGAGAUGGAAGUGUUUCAGAUCCAAGUGUGCAAACGCGAGGGAUCCCCUGAACCUUACAGAUCCAAGAGUUUGAGGACUGAUACUCAGCAUCCUACAAGAGCAACAAGCUGCCCUACACCCAUACCCUUCCUCUGGACAACCCAGCACUCAGAUUACAGAGUGUUAGACCUUUCGACUAGGAAUGAAGAGCUUCCCUCCUCAUCAUCACUCUCAGAUUUCUGGCUCCAUGUUCGCCUUUAUUAUCAGGAUAAACUUGUAACAGAGGUGACCACAAAGACUGUUGAAGGAUGUCGCAUUGUCCCCUGGUCAGCAGCCCCCCAGCAAUUCAGCCCAUACCCUUCUCUCUCAUUAGAGGUGGUCUCACUUCCAUCAGAGCUGCCUGAAAACCUGACUCCAGACAUGAACAUCAUGCAGAACCUCCUCAAGCACCUGGAGCGAGGGGUGUUGUUGUGGGUUGCCCCAGAGGGUGUGUUUGUAAAGCGCCAGUGCCAAAUUCGAGUGUACUGGAAUGGCCAAUUGGCUCCACAUAGCAACCAACCAAACAAGCUGGAGAGAGAGAAGACAUGCAAAGUGCUGGAUACAGAGCAAUUUCUGCAUGAACUGCAUAUGUAUAUUACACAGGGGGGGCCUGAACCCCAAUAUCAAAUCCAGCUUUGCUUUGGAGAGGAAUAUCCAGACACAUCACGUGUGAACACCAAGAUUCUGAUGAUGGCUCUUGUGGAGCCAGUGUUCGCUCGAGAGCUUCUUCUCAAUGCACGGAGGAAAGUGAUUAAAGAUUCCAAGAGCCCAGAUUUGCAGCCCCCUGGUUCAAGCUCCGCCCCCACACCCCCUGUAUAAAUCCCCAUUCCUUUUAUUGGAUCCAGCAGUGUUCCCUCCAUGGUGUGUCCUAAGCCCCACCCUUUGAUGCUUCCCACCCUACAGACAGCACAAAAAAUGAACAGAAAUAUGGGGCACAAUAGUGCUGUUUUGGGGUUUGUUCAAGUGCUUAGAUGGGACAUAGCAGCAGUUGCUUUAUGGCUGGAAUCAUAGACACAGGAUCAGAGUGACGGUGCCAAGCUGUGGUGAGAUUUUCAUAGAUGGGGUGCAGCAGAUGUAGUUGCCAUAUGUAUUGGCCCUGUUGGCAGAGCAUAAAGUGACGACCAAGAUAUUGGGGUAGAUUUAUCAAAGAGUGACGCUAGAGAUCGCCACAUCCACUCUUCAUUUCUAUGGGAUUUUGAAAGGCAAAUUUAUCACAGGAUGAAUUUUCACCCAUUGAUAAAUACUCUUUUAAAAAUCCCAUAGAAAUGAAUGAAGAGUGGCGGAAUCUCCCUCUAGUGGACUUUGGCGACCUCUCACUUCACUUGAUAAAUUUCAUUAUAGUGGGGGAAGACACGCGAAGGCAGUUCGGGGAGAUUGUCGAGACGAAGAGGCGAUUAGUCGCCAGGCGACUUAAUCUCCCCGAGUGUCACAAUCCUAAAGCAUGGUUGUACCCAGCUGCACCCCCAAGAGCCAAAGGCUGUAUGAUGAAAUUAUGUUUAGCCCUGUAGGAAGUACUGGUUCCAAUUAUGCCAUGUUCUCACCUGUAGCUCUGCCUUUGUCCAUAAAAGGCUGCAACAUCAAAAUAGAAAGUAGAGCCAGGCACUAGCAGAUUAACUGCA